GUUUGAGCGGAGUCGGAAGAAAAGUGAGGAAACAGAUUGUUGCUAAAGAAUGAAUUUUAAAGGCUAAAAGUCUGAGCCGGCGACGGUUUGGUUGAUCUUAUUUUGCCAUGAGAAGAGUCACACUGUUCGUCAACGGAACCUCCACGAAUGGAAAGGUGGUGGCCGUGUACGGCUCUCUGGAGGAUUUACUGUCUGUGGCCAGUUCCAAACUGGGAAUAAGGGCCUCUAGUGUUUAUAAUGGGAACGGCGGCCUCAUCGAUGACAUAACGCUGAUCAGGGAUGAUGAUGUGCUCUUCAUAUCGGAGGAAGAUUCAUCUGAAGACCCUCAGGAAGACCUCAUUGGUCCUGAAAGAGGUCAGACUCACACUGAUUGGCUGACGCUGAACGUCGGCGGACGCUGCUUCACCACCACCAGGAGCACUCUGGUCAGUAAAGAGCCCGAGAGCAUGCUGGCCCACAUGUUCAGAGAGAAAGAUGUGUGGGGGAACAAGCAGGACUCUCAGGGGGCGUACCUGAUAGAUCGCAGUCCAGACUACUUUGAACCCAUCCUGAAUUAUCUGAGACACGGACAGCUCAUCAUCAACGAAGGCAUCAACCCUCUGGGUGUGCUGGAAGAGGCUCGCUUCUUCGGCAUUGAACAGCUCGCCGAACAGUUGGAGACGCUCAUAAAGUCCUCUCAGCCCCCUGACGACCACUCACCUCUGACACGCAAGGAGUUCAUCAGGUUCCUGUUGGCCACCACCACCAAGUCAGAGCUGCGGUGUCAGGGUCUGAACUUCACCGGGGCGGAUCUGUCUCGUCUGGAUCUGCGCUACAUCAACUUCAAGAUGGCCAACCUGAGAGGAGCCAACCUGACCCACGCUAACCUGAGCGGGGCCAACCUGGAGAGGGCGGACCUGUCCAUGGCCUGCCUCGAUGCAGCCAACCUGCAGGGUGUGAAGAUGCUGUGCACCAACGCUGAAGGAGCUUCACUGAGAAGCUGUAAUUUUGAAGAUCCCGCUGGGAUCAAAGCUAAUCUGGAAGGAGCUAACCUGAAGGGUGUGGACAUGGAGGGAAGUCAGAUGACGGGGAUCAACCUGAGAGUCGCCACGCUGAAGAACGCCAAACUGAAGAACUGCAACCUGAGAGGGGCCACGCUGGCCGGGACCGACCUGGAGAACUGUGACCUAUCAGGAUGCGACCUUCAGGAGGCGAACCUGAGAGGCUCCAAUGUGAAGGGAGCCAUCUUUGAGGAGAUGCUGACUCCGCUGCACAUGUCUCAGAGUGUGCGGUAACAAACACACAUGUAUGAUUUAUGGUGCUUUAAACCACAACACACACUCCGGCGGAGAGGAACGUACGGAAAUCUACGUAUUUCUGCAGAUGUAUUUCCAACUUCCUGUCCCUGAAUCAGCAACUGUGGCUUUAAAUACAACAAACUCCUCCGAACGCGUUCGUGUUCGUCAGAUGUUAUUCGAUGAGUUCGAGACUUUUAUCAAGGUGUAUUCGUUCGGAACAGAAGGUGCGUUUGUGAGCAUCGUAAAUUUCCUCGCACACAUCUCUAAACCUCGUUUCUGUUCGUGAAGCACACGCGUGCCGCCGCACACGCCUCCUUCCGACCACGACCAAUGAAUGCCAGACUUUGUCUUUCGCUCUGAACCAAACACCGACAAGCGUCGACGUUUAUUUAACGGCUUAUUUUAACGUGUGUGUUUCUUUAAGAAAUGAACAGAAAUGUUUGUGUAGGUUUACCAGGAAGUUGUCGUCGGGCUUUUGAAUGUAGUUUAUGAAAUAAUCUGCCUUUAGCGUGAGUUCACCAGCCUUCGAAACGUCGUUUGAACAUUUAAUUUUAAAACAUUUAAUUCAGACGUGACGCCGACUGUUCUGUGGUCGAGCUCUUCUUGAUCCAACGUCCGCAACCCUGAACGUUUCUUCAGCUUUAAGCUAAAAUAUUCAGUCGCUGAAGUUUAAAUGUGUAGAAAUUCUGAUGAGGUUUGGUUGUAAAGGAAGCAGAGUUUCUUUUUUCACGGCUUGCAUGAAUUCCAAAUAAAGAUAAGUGUUGUUAAAUGAUGUUUCUCAACAGCGCCCAUUGAAAACAGAUUGUGCACAUUUUUAUCUGCAGUAUAUAAGAAAAGUUAGAAUAAAAAGUCAGGUCUGUUUUAGAAAUCUCUUCUGUUUCUGCUCUUAAUGGUUUCAGUUCUGCUCGUUUAAACUGCUGAUGUAUAAAAACCGUCUUUUCUGUAUAUUUUGAUAACUGUCACAUCCUGCUGAGUGACGGUGUAUGAAUGUGUGUUAUCUCUGCGACACCUGCGUCGACACGUUACCUGUAAACUGGUGUGAAAUGUGAAAUCACUGAGGUGCUACACCUGAACCGUCUGUUCUGCUGCGUCCAGGUUAAAUUUACUGUCUUUAAUAAAUGUUUGUCUCCAAA
Messenger RNA from Chelmon rostratus (copperband butterflyfish), 2410 nucleotides. RefSeq names its product BTB/POZ domain-containing protein KCTD9-like. The coding region runs from base 108 to 1274 and encodes 388 amino acids. Lineage: Eukaryota; Metazoa; Chordata; Actinopteri; Chaetodontiformes; Chaetodontidae. Gene Ontology annotation, molecular function: protein binding. The record is from RefSeq and is a predicted model, not a curated record. Gene Ontology annotation, biological process: protein homooligomerization. The transcript is spliced from 11 exons.